AGAAGAUCAUCAGAGUUCUUCAGCUCAGUGCAGUGCAGUGAAGGCAGCCGAGUGUGAGGUGCGCUACCAUACCAGGCAUCAAAGGUCAAAGCAAUGGAACUCCAGGCGAGGUGCCUCUGCGUCGUCGCGAUGCUCCUGGUGGCCGGCCUGGCGGGGAUGGAGACGGCGCACGGCGCGGGGGAGUGCGGCCGCGCGCCCGUGGACCAGGUGGCGCUCAAGCUGGCCCCGUGCGCGGCGGCGACGCAGAACCCGCGCGCCGCGGUGCCGCCGGCCUGCUGCGCGCAGGUGCGCGCCAUCGGGCGCAACCCCAAGUGCCUCUGCGCCGUCAUGCUGUCCGGCACGGCGCGGAAGGCCGGCGUCAAGCCCGCCGUGGCCAUGACCAUCCCCAAGCGCUGCGCCAUCGCCAACCGCCCCGUCGGCUACAAAUGCGGCCCAUAUACCCUGCCAUGAGAGAUGAGGAACAAAGUGAUGGCGCCGGCACCUGAAGGGCUCCAAAUUCUGAAUGACCGAUAUGCUGUGAUCUCUGUCGUGUGGGACUUUUCGCAGAUCCCUGAAUAAUGUGGCUGUAACACUGCCUCAACUUUGGAAUAAACUACUUCUGAAAUCAA
Messenger RNA from Panicum hallii, 608 nucleotides. Its product is annotated as non-specific lipid-transfer protein 1-like. The transcript has 2 exons. Bases 94 to 450 code for a protein of 118 amino acids. Lineage: Eukaryota; Viridiplantae; Streptophyta; Magnoliopsida; Poales; Poaceae. Gene Ontology annotation, molecular function: fatty acid binding. Gene Ontology annotation, biological process: systemic acquired resistance. The record is from RefSeq and is a predicted model, not a curated record.